AUGUGUGUGUUUGUAGGAGAGUGUGGAAGCUUAUUUCAAUGUCAAGUUGUCUCUGAAAGGGGACUCACCACAACACAAAUACCAGUUAUACAGGUAUUACCGUCUAAUCUUGUUUUGAAUGGAGGAGUUUUCCUAAAAUCCAACUUGGAUAACUGAUUGGUACAUAACCCCUGCCCUCAAUAAAAUACCUACCUGACUAUGACCUUUGGAGUGUGCUGCCCACUGAUAAUUUAGAGUCCUCCAAAAUUGCUGAAAUAACCUCAUGGGGAAUAUUGGUCUUUUUAGCUGUCUCUCUUUUUUUUGCUGAGUGGACUGAGAGAGCCCAGUACUGUUCUGCUUGAAAAUAUUUCUCCCAUCUUUUCUCUGUACUUUGAGCCCACAGGUGGUGUAUUCUGGUGGUAUGGUGGGCCUUUCCUAUCCCAGCAAUUGGGCUGACAGCAUGAUAGGGACCUUCUACAAUUUCUUUGAUUUCCUCACAGCAGGGAAGAGGGGCACGUGGGUGUCCACAGUGAUCUCUUUAUCACUUAGAACACUUGCCAGGUAACUAUGGCCCACUUUUUUAAGUCCCAUGCUGUCCCCUAACCUGUAACAGGUACACGUCAUGCAGACACUAGUGGGUGCCCAUAGCUUAGUAAUAUUCUAAUUUAUUGUCUUCUGGCUGAGUUUUGUUUCUUUGUUUCACUUAAUUUUGUGCCAGUUCCCACUGUUUGAAUUUAGAUUAGGUUGCUGAAACAGCUCAUUUAAAAGAUCCUUAAAUGAUUGAUCAUUUGAAAUAAAUAUGAAGCCUUAAUACAGGAAUGACAAUUUCAUCCUUUCCUGUCUUAUUUCUAAGCUUCAGUCAUUUUCUUUGUUUACUUGCAGGAUGAGCGCCACUUGAGUUCAGCAACCAUUUCUAGCUACAUCAGCUCCUUUUCUACCCAAUCAAGUUUGUUCAUAGGGAGGGAGGCCCAGAAUUCAAGAAAAUGUCAAUAAUACGUCGUCUACGAUCGUAAACACAAUUCUCCAAAAAAGGGACACCUGGGAUAGAAAUGAGAGGACUUGGAUGCCCAAGAUCACUGGCUUCCUUGGUGAGUUGCGUUCUUUUCAGCAGCGGUAUUUAUCUUUGUAUUAAGUUUAAAAGAUUUCAGGAUCCUUUGAAUUCCUAGACUACGAGCAGUCUCUCUUUUUUGUUUGUCCGUCGGGCAAAACGCCCGACACACGCAAAUGACCACGCGCGUGGCUGAAGGCGCGAGACGGGAGAGGCACGACAAAAGAGAGACUACUCUUUUUUCUUCUCGGGCUGCCGCCCUCGUUUCUCGUCGCGCGCGCAUGCACUCCCCUUACUAAAUCUGGAAAGGGGGAUCUUGAUCCCGCAUUCCCCUUUUUUCACGAUAAUCCCGCAUCCCGCUCAACUACUUUCAUUGCUAUCCCGAAUGUCAUUUUCUUUCCCAGUCCUCAUCCGUGUCCGGUGUCACAGCGUUUUGGGCAUCCCCGCGUUUUGGGCAUCCCCAUUCCCAAAUCCCUAGCGUUUUGGGCAUCCCCGGUGGGGGAUGCCCAAAACACUGAUCGCUUCGACUUUGCCUAAAUUAUUUCAGACUGGGGAAAAGUCGGGAUUGUCAAUCACGAAUUUACGGCUGAAUAGUGUAGAUGCGUGUUAGAAUUAUAUCGUCUGACACUUUUCACCGGGUUUAUUGCGCACAAAAAAAAACCCAUAGGCAGUAAACGUUGGCUCAAAACGGGACGAAACUGAAAUUUACAACCGCAUAACAUCCCUUCGCUGUACAACGCUUCAUUGUUUGCAAAGCUUCAAUUUUAUUUAAUAGAACUGUUUACCAGCGAGAAAUGCCGCAAUCGCCGGCAGCUGCGAUCGUCUGAUUCCAAACAGCCAAAAACAAGAAUACUAAACAAAACAAUCAAAAGACAAACAUGAAUAAAACUGCGUUUUGCGGUGUUGAAUUCAUAGUAUGCAUGACAUUUGAGGCCUGUACAACUUAACCCCGCAGCGCUACUUGACACACAAAAGGCUGUCACACAAUUUAUACAGAGGCCUCUUGCACCUACGGGACAGAAGUAAUCUGUUGCCGUUUUGAGAUGUAGUAGGGGCUUCUAUUAAAUCAAUUCCGACCGAGUACCACACCUUGGGAACAACCUUCACAGGGUGCAAAAGUGUUAUCUCGGCCGGCGUGUCCAGAAAAAGGAGCAGAGUGGCACUCUUCGAAGACCCUCGCUUUCUCUUCCUCGGUGAACAAUUUGUCGAAGCGCUGUGCCAUCCUUCUCCUUUGCCACCUAGAACAAGGACUCUAAUUUUGAGUCAUACUCGAACUUUUUGGCAAAUUUCGCAGAGUCGUUUUUUUGCUUCGUAAAGCCUUCCGGAUAAGCCUUCUUUUUAAGAUACUGGAAAAGAUUUCUAUAUUUAGCGGAAGCCAUCUCUAAAACGUUUUCGAUUUUCCCGCGAAAUCCAGCAUUUUUGUGGAGGGGAUGACCAAAACACUAGCGAUUUGGGCAUCCCGGGAGGGUACCGGGGGAUGCCCAAAACGCUGCAGUAAUAUGAGAAGGGGAUUCCCAAAACGCUAGGGAUUUGGGAAUGGGGAUGCCCAAAACGCUGUGACACCGGCGCAAAUUUUGGCGAAUUCCGCUUCUCGGGUAACAGUUAAAUCCCAUAUCCCGUCAACGUUUUUCCAAAUCUGGCUCUGGAUUUUGGGCAAAUCCCUUAUCCGGGAAUACCCUUCCAGGUCCUGUAAAUGUAAUGACUGUUCCGAGGUAUCAACGUUUCUUUCCAAAGGUAAUUUUAAACAAAUUCCCGAAAUCUGGGAGCAGUUGCAAUUAGUCACAAAGUUAGUUGAGACACUUUGCCCUUAAAGACCUUUCUGACUGGUUUUUAGCGACUUCAAAGUCGCAGUUUCCUUGCAUUCUCUGAUUACCAGCAUACAGUUAGUAGUCUCUCGUUGACUAAGACGGGCUGUAUUCAAGAUGUUUACAGGAUUAAGAGAGGGACAAGAUGUUGUUAUUAAACAGUUUACAAAAAUGGUCAAAGUUGACUGUUGUCGGGGAGAGUAUGCUUUUAUGGAUCUUUAUGCCACUGAGUGAAAUAGUCCUAGGAUGAGUUCAUGUGGAAUGUUAUCAGGACUUGAUUAUUUGUAGUAAUAAGUUUUCGUUGGCGCUGUUAACCCGAAAUCGCGGGUCAAGUCUUGCCCCGUUUGACAUAGUCGAAAGUAAGAAUCUUGGACUCCAGACUCCGUACUAUAGACUCGUUGGUAAUUUUCUUUUAUAAUAAUGAUAAUGAUGAUGAUGAUGAUGAUAAGCAAACAAAGGAAAACAAAAACGUAACAAAACAAUCCAAAGAAGAACGCUCGAUGUAG
Porites evermanni is the source of this 3338-nucleotide messenger RNA. NCBI's taxonomy places the organism in Eukaryota, Metazoa, Cnidaria, Anthozoa, Scleractinia, Poritidae. The record is from the annotation of a GenBank genome assembly.